CAACCACCUACCCAACCGCGCUCAUACAGCCAGGCCUACAUCCCCAACGGCACUUCCGCUCAAGCAUCUGGUCCCGUUCCAGGAGCGACGCCACUUCUCCCUAACCAAGGUCGCGUGGUGCAAGCUGGUGGCGCCAGAGUUCUCUGUAUCGCGGACGUGCGAGGCAACCUUCGAUCUCUGAACGAACUCGCUCGCAACGCAAGAGCCGACUACAUCAUCCACACUGGUGACUUUGGUUUCUACGACAACACUUCGCUCGACCGCAUUGCUGAGAAGACCCUUAAGCACGUUGCGCAAUAUUCUCCUCUCCUGAACGAUGCUGUCAAGAAUGACAUCGCCCGUGCCCCAGCCCAAUCGUCGAUCAAGGAGCGCUUCCAGCGCGAGAACCUCCCUCUGUCAGAACUGCCGCAAUUCCUGAACGGAACCUACACACUUGAGAAGCCCGUCUAUACAGUAUGGGGCGCAUGUGAAGACGUCUCGGUCUUGGAAAAGCUGCGCUCAGGAGAAUACAAGAUCAACAACCUGUUCGUCAUUGAUGAGUCGCAUGCCCGCCUGCUCGACAUUGGCGGUGUCAAGUUGCGCCUUCUGGGUCUUGGAGGCGCUGUUGUCAUGCACAAGCUGUUCGACAAUGGCGAGGGUCGCACCACUAUUGCUGGAGGACAGGGCACAAUGUGGACCACACUCCUUCAGAUCGGCGAGCUCAUCGACACAGCCAACCGUGUUUACGAUCCUACCGAGACCCGUGUCUUCGUCACUCACGCAUCGCCUGCUCGUGAAGGUCUGCUCAACCAGCUGGCUGUGGCUCUGAAGGCUGAUUUCUCCAUUUCGGCCGGCUUGCACUUCCGUUACGGCAGCUCCUACAACGAAUUUAGCGUCAACCCUACUCUGGAUCACUACCGCGGCAAGUUGGCCGCUUCCAAGGCCUCUUUCAACGAUGUCUGGGAGACUGUCAAGAGCGAGGUCGAACCUGCAGUUUCCGAGAACGAGUCGCAGCAGCGCCUGCUGAACAAUGCUCUUGACUUGGUUUCGAAGAUGCCCUCUGUCGCAAACGGCGGCAACCCCUUCGGUGGCGGCUACACUGGUCCUCAGGGCGGUGUUGUUGACGAGAGCGCUUUCAAGAACAUGUGGAACUUCAAUCUGGCUGAUGCCGCCUUCGGCUGGCUUUUGCUUGACAUUGACCAGGGCAGAAUUGGCACCGAGAUGAAGGCUCAGGGUUUCAACUUCUCGCACCGCGCCGGCAAG
Molecule: messenger RNA, 1242 nt
Organism: Aureobasidium melanogenum CBS 110374
Lineage: Eukaryota; Fungi; Ascomycota; Dothideomycetes; Dothideales; Saccotheciaceae
Exons: 3
Source: RefSeq, a predicted model, not a curated record